This is a messenger RNA of Salvelinus namaycush (lake trout), 1433 nucleotides long. Its product is annotated as gremlin-1-like. Gene Ontology annotation, molecular function: receptor ligand activity; BMP binding. The transcript is spliced from 2 exons. NCBI's taxonomy places the organism in Eukaryota, Metazoa, Chordata, Actinopteri, Salmoniformes, Salmonidae. Bases 146 to 697 code for a protein of 183 amino acids. Gene Ontology annotation, biological process: animal organ morphogenesis. The record is from RefSeq and is a predicted model, not a curated record.
CGUUAACGACUCCAGACUCCCACCAACGCGCGCCCCGUCUGCAGUACUACAGUCUCCACCAUUAGCUGCCUAUUGCCUCGGGAGAUUUCAUAAAAAGACCCACCACAGAUUAUUUCAUUUGCGGCUACUUGGAGCUUUUGACAGGAUGGCCAGAUCGGCGCGUAUCCUCUGUGGCAUGGUUUUCGUCCUUGGGCUGCUGUCAUCUCCAGUGGUUUCCAAAAGGAUCAGGGGCUCCCAAGGCGCCAUCCCUCAUCCUGACAAAAACAACCGAAACGAAUCGGAGCAGCAACCACAGACACCGCAGGCGGGCUCUGGUUCCCGAGGGCGGGGAAAGAGCUCUGCUGCACCGGCUGAGGAGGUGCUGGAGUCCAGCCAAGAAGCGUUGCAUGUCACGGAGCGCCGCUAUCUGAAACGUGACUGGUGCAAGACCCAGCCACUCAAACAGACCAUCCACGAGGAGGGCUGCAUCAGCCGCACCAUCAUUAACAGGUUCUGCUACGGACAGUGUAAUUCUUUUUACAUCCCCAGACAUGUCCGCAGGGAAGAGGGAGCCUUCCAGUCUUGUUCAUUCUGCAAGCCGAAACGAUUUACAACCAUGACCUACACUUUGAACUGCCCGGACCAGCAGCCGCCCACCAAGAAGAAGCGCAUCCAGCGCGUAAAGCAGUGCCGCUGCAUAUCCAUAGAAUUGGACUAGUCCUGUGGUGUGAUUGACCGGGAUGCAGCCAAUAAGUCUGCUCAUCAUACCGCUAUUGGAUUGCUCACAUGAACGAAAAAACCCAUAUGACUGACUGGGAGCAUAUUUCCCUCUUCCAAAUAUGGGAAAAUGUUCAAUCUGCAAGGAAAGUAAUAAAUUACAAACAUGUGCAUCCCAUGUUAUAGGCUUGUGUAGAUAGGCCUAUACGUGGGCAUACUAUUUUGUAAACAAAGCCUGCUGUACCAUAUACUUUUAUGUGUCAAAUGUUGUAUUAAUCAAAUUGCAAUAGCAGCCUGUGGCAAGCAACGUUGCAUGGUAUAAUAACAUGGAAUGAACACAACAAGCUGCCGAUUGACUUGUAACCAAGCGCACGGCUUUUCCAACCUCCGCAAAUAGGACUGCAGAACCAUUUCACAGAGGAUGUUUACACUCUUUUGGACAGAAACAUCCUUAGGCAAUCACAACAAAUUUCAAUGGAAGGGAAUAUGACGGACAAUGCAUUUAAAUAAUGGUUGAAGACUAGUUUCCACUAUGUGGAAUUCGAAGAUAAGUGACGACUAUUUAAUGUGGCAAGAAUGCUCCACUGAUUUGUGACUCCAAUGUUCAGUAUAGCCUAGCGGAGAAAAGAGAGCUUUUGUAAAGUAUGCUAGGCCUAUACCUAUGUUCGACGCUAUAAAUCGAAACAAACAAAAUGUUUGUAUUAGUUUGACAUUUAAAUAAAAAUGGUCGAUGUUCA